AAGGAUUCCUUCCUAAUUUCUGCCCCAAACCUGCCCUGGGUGGGUUUUUAACGCGGCCCCCGCAGCUCUGCUCGGGCUGAGUCCAAAGGUGGGACUCGAUCACCUGGGAGGUUUUUUCCGGCCCAGAUGAUUUUGUGAUUCCGCGUUGUCGCUGCAACCGGUGAUCAAGGGGAAGCCCAAAGCACCCGUCCGAUGGGUAUCGCCUUUGGGGGCAGAACACCCCCCCUCCGAGAGGUAAUUACGGCGGGCGAGGAGCGAGCCGAGGCACAACAUCCGAUUUGCAAGUAAAUGAGAUAAUCACCUACAAAUAGGCCCUUUACCCUCCGGGCACUUGCAGGGAUUGUAUAAAAGCACUCGCAGCUCAAGGCUGUUUAACCUCCAUCUCCGAACUUUCCCUCUUCGGCGGAUCAGACCGAUCCCCGGACCCAAAGCCCUUCCUGCCGUCCCCAGAGCCAUGUCCCACUGCGGAGAGCUGUGCCUGCCCUGUGGCAGCCCCUGCGAGCUGCCCUGCCCUCAGCCCGUGGCCAACGCCUGCAACGAGCUCUGUGUCACCUCCUGCGACGACUCCAGGGCCGUCAUUUACCCCCCGCCCGUGGUCCUGACCUUCCCCGGGCCCAUCCUGAGCUCCUGCCCCCAGGAAAGCGUCGUGGGCAGCUGCGGCCCCCCGGGCAUCCCGCCGGGCAUCGCCCGCUCCUUGGGCUCCGGGGGCUCCCCGGGCUACCGGGGGUACGGAAAUGCCGCGGGUUUGAGGGGCUCCAUCCUCUUUGGGGGCUCCGGUGGUUACGGGGGGGGGUGUAACUCCAGCAGGUCCUACAAUUCCGGCUGCUCGGCCCCGGGGAGGGGGAGUUGCAGCCCGUACCUCCCCCGCCAGUACAGCACCGGCAGCCGGGGGAGCUGCGGUCCCUGCUAAAGGAUUCCCGGGAGCUCCGGGGCGAGAAAACCGCGGAUACGGAGCUGGAAUUCUAGGGCAGCGCUAAGGAAAGCAGAAAUUCCUGUCGGAAAUGCAGAAGCUUUGUGAUUUGGAAGGUCCUGAAGUGCCUGUGUCUGUCCCCCGGGUGAUUGUGAC
This is a messenger RNA of Pipra filicauda (Wire-tailed manakin), 1066 nucleotides long. Its product is annotated as feather keratin B-4-like. Gene Ontology annotation, molecular function: structural constituent of cytoskeleton. The transcript is spliced from 2 exons. NCBI's taxonomy places the organism in Eukaryota, Metazoa, Chordata, Aves, Passeriformes, Pipridae. Gene Ontology annotation, cellular component: intermediate filament. Bases 455 to 910 code for a protein of 151 amino acids. The record is from RefSeq and is a predicted model, not a curated record.